AAGUCCAAAAAGUUGAAAUUCCUCUCCCUACCCUCUUCAUUCCAACUCAAAGUAGUGGGUAGAGAGAGAGAGAGGCACAAAAAGAAGAAAAAAACUCAAAAACUAGGUGACCCCAAAGCCAAAGUUGAUGAUCUUGAUCCAAAAAUCCCCACUUCAAUUUCUUCUCCUCUCUCCAAUUAGAAAAUCAAAUCAAUGGCCAUCCAAAAGCCACACCCAAGAAAAUCAAUCAAUUCAAUUCUCUCUCAAAAGCUCUUCAUCUUCCUCCUCUCCACCUCCGCCGUCCUCCUCACCCUCUUCCACAUCCGAUCCCUCCACGCCGCCGCACCCUCCGCCGCCGAGCAGCUCCGGCGCUCCGUCACGUUUCUGCCCCUCAAGGACUUGCGUUACUCCCACAGAGCUCUCGAGGGGCACACGUGGUUCAUGAGCUCCAUGUACGACACCCACGAGGAGGGGGAGGUUCAGUUCCAGCAGUUCCCUUCGCCGGCCUCCGACGGUCGCCUCCUCUGCCUCGGCGGCCGCGACGCCCACGACGGCUCCUGGAACUACUACGCCGUCGCCUGGCCGGAAGCUCUGCCGGAAAACGCCACGUUUAGAAAAGGCUUGACCUUUGUUUCUUACAACCAUUACGAUUAUGGUAACAUCUGGCAUGGCUUGUCCGCUCUCAUGCCCUUCGUUGCUUGGCACCAGAUUCAAGGAAAUUGUGAGGCUCCGGAGAGAUGGAUCUUGUACCAUUGGGGGGAGGUGAGGGUGUGGAUGGCGACAUGGCUGAUGACGUUAAUGGAGGCCACCUUCGGCCGGCCACCAGAGAUCGAGGCCUUCCAUGGCGUCGGCGAGGGGCAGGCGGUGUGCUUCGAGAAGGCGGUGGUGAUGAGGCACAACGAGGGAGGAAUGUCCCGACAGCGGAGAAUGGAAACCUACGACUUGAUGAGAUGCAAGGCCAGGUUGUUCUGCAACGUCACCUCGCCUGAGCCAUCACCGGCGGUGGGGAUGACACUGCUCAUGAGAACAGGGGCGAGGUCGUUUAAGAACGAAACCGCGGUGGUCAAGAUAUUUGGAGAGGAAUGUGAUAAAGUCCCCGGUUGCCACCUUACUGUAACUCACUCGAAUAAUCUAACCUUUUGUGAUCAGGUGAGUUUGAUGGGGAAGACAGACAUAUUGGUAUCCCCACAUGGAGCACAGUUGACAAACCUGUUUCUAAUGGACAGAAACAGCAGUGUUAUGGAGUUUUUCCCCAAAGGAUGGCUCAAGCUUGCAGGCAUUGGCCAGUUCGUGUUCCGUUGGCUCGCAAGCUGGUCUGGAAUGACGCAUCAAGGUGAUUGGAGAGACCCUCAUGGCCCCGCCUGUCCCUAUCCCGAACACGACCGUCGUUGCAUGUCCGUUUAUAAAAGUGGCACCAUCGGAUACAAUAGAACACAGUUUUCUGAGUGGGCUAAGAAUGUUCUGAAUGAGGUGAAGAUGAGAAAGAUGGAAGAAGCAGCGGGCUCUGCAAAUCAUGUUCAUGAAUGUUUUUGUAACUAAAUAUUGUUGCCCAACCUUAAAUGCAAAUUUAUUUUACAUACACCAUYUAGUUUUUCCCUUUUAAAUAAACAUUGUAGAAAAAAUAUUGCAAUUCAUGCCUUUGUCAAAUGUAAUCACACCCGAGAUUUUAAAUGUCCAUAGUGAUCGAGGAAUAAGAAAGCUCUAAUAAAUACAUUUCUACUAA
Molecule: messenger RNA, 1702 nt
Organism: Momordica charantia (bitter melon)
Lineage: Eukaryota; Viridiplantae; Streptophyta; Magnoliopsida; Cucurbitales; Cucurbitaceae
Molecular function (GO): glycosyltransferase activity
Source: RefSeq, a predicted model, not a curated record